Molecule: messenger RNA, 834 nt
Organism: Dentiscutata heterogama
Lineage: Eukaryota; Fungi; Glomeromycota; Glomeromycetes; Diversisporales; Gigasporaceae
Source: the annotation of a GenBank genome assembly
AUGCUACCAGUAAGCAAAUGUGUUUAUCAAUUACAGAAAAAUAUAUCAAUUGCUCACCAAAAAUUACAAGAUUUAGAAAAUAAUAAAAAUACUAAAAGUGAUAGUAAUAUUAGUGAUACUAAAGUGCUUGAGAAAAAUGUAUUUAUAGAUGAAGAAAAGGCAAAAACCAUUAGUAAUCGAAAAAAGGCUAAAAGCAGACAAGCUAUCACAAAAAUGAUUAAUAUUACAACUUUUUUUUCUAAAGAUGAAAAAUUCAAUCUAGAAAGUAGUAAUGAAGAAAGCCAGAAUUUAGAUUGUGUUAAUACAGAAAAUAACCAGCAACAAAGUUUUAAGAAUAAUCAACAACAAAGUAUUGAGAAUAAUCAGCAACAAAGUAUUGAUAAUACAAUUAAAAAAAUUGAAAUAAUAAUAAAAAAUAAGAAGCUUAGAAAAGUUGAACUAGUGCAUUAUCAAUUAGUUAUCUGGUAUUUGCAUUUACCACAAAGUGAAAAAAAUAAGAAAGACUCUAGUGAAACUGUUGCAACAUACUUUGAAGAAAAAGUAGUUCCAGAUCUUGGAUUUACUACACCACAAAUAAUUAGUGUUAGAAUGUUAUAUACCUUUUGGAGACCAGAUAAUAAACAACCUUUGAGAAAGAAAGAUUUAGAUGCAGCAUCAGGUGCAAAUUGUGAUGGAUAUUGGAAUAGAGUAAAUUCAAUGACCCUUAAUAUAUUAAAUACAAAUCAAAUAAAUUUGUAUUCUGAAGAUAAUCAACCAUUAUUGCAUUCAGCAAUGUGGAAUAGUGAUAUUCAAGAAAUAGUGUUUCCUUCUGAUUAUGAAAUUAAAGAGUUAUGA